ACUUGCUCUUUGCGCGAGGAUCAGAUAGCCAGAGAGGAGCCAGACGAGGAAGUAAAGGAGGAGGGACCAGUGCGGUGGUGUGUGUGUGUGUGUGUGUGUGUGUGUGUGUGUGUGUGUGUGUGUGUGUGUGUGUGUGUGUGUGUGUGUGUGUGUGUGUGUGUGUGUGUGUGUGUGUGUGUGGACGAAAGAGUUUAUACUGGAUUCUCCGGACGCCUCCAGCGCUGUGAAAUCGGAGGAUCUCUCCAGUUCUGCUUUUGUACCCAAAGCAGUAGGUCUAAUGCGCGCAAAAGGACGCAACACUCCAGUGCUGCUGUGUAUCUGCUCAGUUUUUUAACACGCUGUCGUUUAAAAAAAAAAAAAGGUUAGGCUACACACCUUUCCUGUCAAUGGUAGCAGCACAGGUAGGGAAGAGGAUCCCGGAAGAACCCGUAGUGCAGGUUGCCAGAUUGUUUGCAUAGCCUUUUUAUUCCAAAACUAGCGAGCGUCGAUGGACUUGUUUGCCUCAUUACAAAAAGUAGGCUAGUUAUUCUCUCUUAAAGUUAUUGAUUUGAACGUGAAUGAACGAAAAGAAGAAGAUGAAGGAGCUGAGGAAGAAAAAGCUGUUCGUGGUGGUGGACGUGCUGUGCGUUGCAGUUGCGGCGCUGCCCUUCAUCAUAAUGUCCAUUGUGUUCAAGCCAUAUCAGAGAGGGCUUUACUGUGACGACGAGAGCAUCAUGUACCCCCUAAAACCAGACACCAUCACCCAUGGCAUGCUGGCGGCUGUCACCAUCACCUGCACUGUCAUCAUUAUCUCCACUGGAGAGGCUUAUCUGGUCUACAGCAAGAGGGUUUACUCAAAUUCUGACUUCAACCAGUAUGUAGCUGCACUCUACAAGGUGGUGGGCACCUUCUUGUUUGGUGCAUCUGUUAGCCAGUCGCUCACCGACCUUGCCAAGUUCACCAUUGGCCGCCCGAGACCGAACUUCAUGGCCGUAUGUGUCCCUAAGGUCUGCACGGGAUACAUGCAGGUGAUCAACUGCACAGGCAAGCCUCAGGAUGUCACCGAGUCCAGAUUGUCCUUCUACUCGGGUCACUCGUCUUUUGGAAUGUACUGCAUGCUUUUCCUCGCACUUUACGUGCAGGCGAGACUGGUGGCUAAGUGGGCCCGACUUCUCCGGCCCACCAUCCAGUUCUUCCUGGUGGCCUUUGCGGUGUAUGUGGGUUACACCCGAGUCUCUGAUUACAAGCACCACUGGAGCGACGUGCUGGUGGGGCUGCUGCAGGGAGCGCUUGUUGCUGUACUUAAUGUGCACUUUGUGUCAGACUUCUUUAAGAAGCGUCCUCCUCGUUGCACUAGGCCAGACACAGCUGAUAGCGAAGAACCAGAGAGGAAACCCAGCGUGCAGAUUGUAGACUCCGAACACAGCAACCAUUUUAACUAUCACCGCAAUCCAGGCCCUGUGUGAUAGGGGCUGACGCUAGGGAACAGAGGCUGCAGCCUGCAGACCCAAAACCUGUGUGAUAGGGUCCAACUCUAGGGCUUCAACCUUGAUUGUGCAGUCAACAGCAUUCAGUGAAUUACCUAGGUCUUGACUCUAUCAGCUGCCUGCUACAGACUCCUGAUGCUAUGUGAGGAGUCCUAUGAGUGUGAGAUGUUAAGUUUUAAAGUGUCUACAUGAAUUCUGCAGCCAGCCCUUUUGUAUGUAUUUUUGAAAGAAGUAAAAGGUAGAGAUCAGGUCUAUAGCUUGCAGCCUCCAAGCCCCAUGCUCCCUGCCUCUGUGUCAACCACUCACACCCCACCUACUCCCCAACCACUGGACUGACUGAGGGGGCUGCAUCCCAUCGCCAGGUGCCUGAGCCCCCUCUCAAAGACACCAUGAUGAUCUCCUAUCUCCCGUAAGAGAGAGAGGAGCAUGUUGUUUUUAAGACACAAUUGUUGAUGUUGAAGUGUAUGUGCUUAAAGCUGCAUUAAGCGAAAGACUCCAAACCCACAGCAACAAAGCUAUAAUAUACUAAUGCCUUCUUAAGUGCCUGUGGCUUAUGUGUCAGCAGAUGUGAACAGCAGAAAUGCAGGAACAUGGGCAGCCAAAUCAGAGUCCUAUCCUUCCAACUGACAAAUGUAAGUCUGAUAUCCACUCCCUUUUAUGCCACCACUUCCUGAGAAAAAGAUGGAUAUCUUUGGCUUGAUACAUGCUCCACUUACUUUACUUAUCACUUGUUUAUUAGGUGCAAUAAACAUUUCUCAGGCCGUGUUUGAAGGAAACAGCUGCCCUCAGAUUUAUGUAAUGGAUAAGUGAGAGUAGUUUCACUUAUAUGGAUUGAUGAACUAAAACAGCCUGAAAACUGCAGAGAUGUGGGACGGGAAGAUCUGAAUUCUCAGUGGAAUUCGCAGUACAAUAGCAACUAUUCUACUUACCAGGAGUUCUUUGAUUUUAUGUUAAUAUCAAAUGUAUCGCUUAAUGUAGCUUUAACAAUUUUUGUAUGUUUUUGAUUUCUGUAUGUAAGGAGCCAAAUGUGUAGGCAGCGAUGAAAGAAAUGUAAGAACGAGAGGAAGAAAGACAAGAAUGUUUAUAAAUGUAGGUAAAGGCACAGUUUGUUGUAAGUGCACCUUAAAGAAGAGGCUCCACACUAGUAGAGCAUUGCAAAUCAUAACAAAUUAUUUUAACGGUAAGUCCACUUACCAUUUUCUCCAUGUUUCAUGUCAUCCUGUUGGCAAAAAGGCUCACAAAUGAAUGUCAGCUGCAGGCCACCACAAAGCUGCUUUGAAAGGCGAUCUAUAUUGAAAAUCUUAGGUCAGAUGUAAUUCUAAGAUCUGACAUUAGUUGACGAUGCGUUUCUGCCAGCUCCCCUCACAAACAGAUCUGGGUGUCUACUCCGACAAACAAUGUAACCCUUUUAAAAGUGACUAUACAGGCUUGUUGUCCCCGAUGACUCACUACAUUGAUCAACUCUGCUUCACUAGUAUGAGUGGAUUUCUACUCCCAGAAAUUAUUCUUAGUAUCAUGUUGUAUCAUUGCCCAAGUGUGUCCAGAUAAGUGCCUGACUUGUCGCAUCAUCUCUUCAGUGCCAAUUAGUCUGAAUCUGAACUAAGGAAAGGAGAUCAUAUACUGAGUCUUAAGGCCCUGACACACCAAGGAGAUCGUCAAUCCAAGUUGGGCCGACGGUGAGCGUCAGUCGCCCCUAGUUUUUGCGUUAGGCCAUGUGUCGGCUUUCGUCUGCCUUUUUUUGGCCAAUCAGUGCCCGUUUCGGCGUUGGCGCAAGAAAUUCAUCUGGUUGGCUAUUCAGCUCAAGUGAAUUAGUACACGAGAAGAAAAAAUGUAGUAGAGGAAAGCAAACAAAUAACUGAGAGUGCACACAGAAGGCUCUUCUAAUUUUUCAUCUUCAUCUCAUCUGAUCAAUCCAAUACACUUAGAGCUGUCAAAACUGCCCAAAAGUAUGUUUGAAUGUUCUUUUUUUUUUUUUUUUUAAACGCAUAGGUUUGAACUAUUGGAAUGCACAUUAUGUCCAUAAGAUGGCGGUUUCUCUUUUUGAAUGAUGAAUAGAUUACUGCCACCUGCUGGCAUGGAGAGUUAUUUCCUCUCACGCAGGCGCAGACUGUACAUGGCAUUUGGUCAGCUGUCUUUGCGGUGUGUUCAAGUGCAAUUCCUUUGGCCAAGAAUAGGCGACGUCAGGCGACACCACAGUUGGCCUUCACCGCCACUAGUUCUUGGCCAUCUGCUUGGUGUGUCAGGGCCUUAAAGGUUAAGGGCAGAUUUUAUGUCCAGACUGAGUCAGAUUCACCUUUUAACAGUGGUGAUGCUUUUCUAAAUAUGUAUACAUUUAAUUGUGGAGCUUGUGAAUGAAAUAUGUUUCCCCUGUGUGAAAUGGACUGCAGAGGUCGAAACCAUUGAUACAGAUAGCUUUCAUUUCUGUUGGACUUAUGUGCUAUACCACUACUUUAUUGCCAAUCAAAUAUUAAGCAAUUUGCCCUCUAUCUUAUUAUCUUAUUUCUGUUUUAUUGUGUUUUUUUUAUUUCUAAAAUAAUAAUAAUUAAAGAAGGAUGAGACAACCAUUUUGAAAAUGGUGUUUAAUUUAUUUUAAAUAAAAGAAGUUCUUUAUUUACUCUUACAAGGUUGGAAAUGCCAGCGCUGUUUUUGUGCAAUCACCCCUGCUUGCCACUAUGAGCCACAAAUACUGUAUAUACUAAUGCUAUGAGACAUGUUUCAUGUUGCGUAUAUAUAUGCUUGUAUGUUUUUAUUUCACAUGUAGUUGCGUUUUUAAUUUCACCUGUACAGUGUGCUUUGGCCCGUGCCUUCUCAGACUGGUGGCUGGAGAAGUUUGCCACACAAACGGAUCCAAUUCCAGGUCCAAACAUAAGCCAGAUGCUUUGGCAGGGCUUUUAAAGGGCUGUUGUAAUGAUAAAGGGUUACAUACCCAACUGUGUUUUUGAAGCUAGUAACACUGCUCCGUUCCCACUUCAAAGAUUCGUCUGUGUUCCUCUUCCCAUUCCUGUGUUGAUAAAUGAGGUUAAUUUGGGAAUAAGGUCUCCUGUACAGUUUGUGUACAGCAUGCAGACCCCUGCAGGACUGACAGCAGAUCUGAGAGACCACAAAGCUGAUAAGGGGGGGGGGGGACAGGAAGACAGAGAGAAUCUCACCUGGUAGUGAUUGUAAGGCCCCAAAGCUGAGCUGAGACUAGAGAAAGGCAGGGUACUUUAGGGGGUGGGGGUGGGGUAUCCCAUGGGGAACCUUGGUCCCUGAGGACUUCUACACAUUUAAAACAGAUUUACAACAAGAAACAGCUGGAACUAGUUGCAAUGAAGUGCUGUGCGAGCCCCCACCCCUGCUCCCCUAAAUCUAAAUCAUCAGAGUGUAUUACUGCAGCCAGACUAAUAGCCCAAAUGAGGAUGAGGAUGUAGAAAUGGCAUGGUGUUUGAUGCCUCUCUAGCUUCAUGAAAAACCAAGGUUCUCAGCUGUUCAUGUGGCUCCAUGUGUUAUUAUGCUUUAUUGGAUCAGUGCCUUAAAGUAGGCACUGGUUGGCCAAUCUCUUGUUUAUAUGUCCAUUUGUAGGUAUGAUUCACAUUGUUUGCUUUUUGUGCAAAGAUCUAUAUGCUUUAAACCAGAGAAUUUUAAAUAAAGGUAUAAUCCACAUUCA
This is a messenger RNA of Sander lucioperca (pikeperch), 5112 nucleotides long. RefSeq names its product phospholipid phosphatase 2b (gene plpp2b). Gene Ontology annotation, molecular function: phosphatidate phosphatase activity. Gene Ontology annotation, biological process: phospholipid metabolic process; phospholipid dephosphorylation; signal transduction. The record is from RefSeq and is a predicted model, not a curated record. Bases 558 to 1445 code for a protein of 295 amino acids. The transcript has 6 exons. Lineage: Eukaryota; Metazoa; Chordata; Actinopteri; Perciformes; Percidae.